AUGCCGAGGGUCCCAGCAGACCUUGAAUAUGAAACACUGACCGAGGUAAGAAAAUAAACAACAACAUUCAAAAACUAUGCUAGCUGGCUUAUCUUGGUAGCUAGCUACUGUAAUUAGCUAUAUAUGCUAUAACACUAACGUAAGCAAAGAUACUCUAAUAUCUCUGACGUAAACUACAUAGGACGACAUUGUAGGGCUAAGCAAAAGUUAGGGAGCUAACUACUAACGUUAGCUAACUAGCUUUACUUACUGUGACAAGGUAUUUAACUAGCUAGCUAGCUAGUUAGCCAGCUAUGAAUUUAUCUGAGGCUGCACUUUCAGGAAUAGGUAACUAGCCUAGUUGAAAAAAUAGCUACCAUGUUUAAAUUGAUGAGUUGCCAGCUAGCUAAUGAACAGGUGCAACUCUUCAGACAUUGCUAGCUAACGUUGUUAGCUUGAUAGUUAUCCUUCAUUGAUAACAAAGUUUGGCUAGCUAGCUUGUGAGCAAUGCCUGGUUUUCAAGCCAUGGAACAGCUUGUUAGCCACUCCCAAUGCUUUACAGCUGUGCUUUGCCUGUUGAGUGUUCUGACUUCUGAAAAAUGGUUUACAAUGUUAUUGUCACUAGUACUCAGUACUGUCAACGUGGGGUGAAGCAGAGGGGAAGAGGCGAAUAUAUAGAUCAUCUUUGGGUGAAGUAGCUAGCUAGCUAACCAACAAUUGAAAUGCCACGCUCAGCUUUGAAGUGCCUAAACAGCACUGCAGUCAGUAAACAAACUCAAAAAUCCACAUACUUCUUGAUGUCUAAAAUAACUGGACAAGAGUGCAUUGAAUCCAUCAUUGUUUUAUUGUCUACUACACACUGAAAAGACAAUAUCUAGUGUGCCAAUAUUGAUUACAUGUCCCCUCCCCCCUCUCACUUUUCAUUAUUUUCAGUGUAAAUACAGCUUCCCUGUUGAGGUUGUCAGUGAUAUCAAGAAUGCUACAGCGACUAAUGGAGACCUGCGUAUGUAUGUGGACUUCUACUGUAAGUUCACAGCUUAUAAACCUGUAUAAUCACUUGUCUUUUAUUGAACCUAGCCUAUGUCGAUCCUGUGUCACUGUCAGGUGUGUUGUUGGUGUCACUAUUUUUGUAGUGGUCAUGACACCUUAGGUCACCAGCAAAGUGGAUUAGAAAGGUUUGCUGAAAUAGGUUCUCGUGCUAAGCAAAGAUGUAUGGGCAGAUUGUUGUUUUGCACUCUAGGGUUGUUUCUGGACCAGACCAUUGUUUCACAACUUGAGUGCCCUGUGUCUGCCUUAAAUUAUGCAGAAUGCAAACAUGAUAUUUCUUUCUCAACCACAGGUUUCCCCAAUAAGGAAAAGAAGAAGUUAGUUUAUUUGUCUGGUACUAUUCCAGUUCCACAUGACGGUAAGCACACUAGCAUACUACUACUACUACUACUAAUUAUAAUAAUAACUAGUUUGUUUAGUACCUUGCCACAUUGAUAACAUUUUCACCACUCCCUAUGUAAGUUCUUAUUGAAUUAACCCAUAGAAAUAAUUUGUCCUCCAAGCAGGUAACACGUACAAUAUCCCUGUGUGCAUCUGGCUCCACGAGACCCACCCCCAGAGCCGUCCGCAGUGCUACGUGUGUCCCUCCAUCUCCAUGUUGAUCAACCCCAGGUGCCCAUAUGUGGAGGCCAGUGGGCAGGUGCUCCUCGACUGCCUCACCAACUGGAAGAGCGUAAGUCGACAACAAUGCUACACCGUGAUUUUGUGGUUUUCAUAGUGCUUGGUGAAUGUUUUGUUGAUGUCUUUUUUUAUUAUUAGAAGAAGAGAAAAGUUGGAGUUGUGGUUAUAGAAUGGAGAGAGAGAGACAGUGUGUGUAGCAUGCAAGGGUUGAGUGGAGUGGCAUUGAAGAGGGAUGGUACUUUAGCACCAUCAUAAUCAAUCUACUUUUCUAGUUUGUUGGAACUGCGUCUACCUUUUGAUUGGCAGGGGCUGGCCAACCUGUCAUUGCUCGUCUCAGAAAUGAGGUCUGCAUUUCAAAAGGAAACGCCCCUCUUUGCCAUGCACCCAAUCAGAGCUCAGAUGAUACCUACUGCAGCACACUCCAGUGCACAUGCAGAGUCUUCGGACCCUGGCAGGUAAAUUGAGAAGGGUGCUCAUUCCUUGAAAUAAUAGACAUAUACACUACCGGUCAAACGUUUUAGAACACUUACUCAUUCAAGGGUUUUUCUUUAUUUUUACAUUGUAGAAUAAUAGUGAAGACAUCAAAACUAUGAAAUAACACAUAUGGAAUCAUGUAGUAACCAAAAAAGUGUUAAACAAAUAUAUAAUAAUAAUAUAUUUUAUAUUUGAAAUUCUUCAAAUAGCCACCCUUUGCCUUGAUGACAGCUUUGCACACUCUUGGCAUUCUCUCAACCAGCUUCACCUGGAAUGCUUUCCCAACAAUCUUGAAGGAGUUCCCACAUAUGCUGAGCACUUGUUGGCUGCUUUUCCUUCACUCUGCGGUCCGACUCAUCCCAAACCAUCUCAAUUUGGUUAAGGUCGGGGGAUUGUGGAGGCCAGGUCAUCUGAUGCAGCACUCCAUCACUCUCCUUCUUGGUCAAAUAGCCCUUACACAGCCUGGAGGUGUGUUUUGGGUCAUUGUCCUGUUGAAAAACAAAUGAUAGUCCCACUAAGCCCAAACCAGAUGGGAUGGCGUAUCGCUGCAUAAUGCUGUGGUAGCCAUGCUGGUUAAGUGUGCCUUGAAUUCUAAAUAAAUCACAGACAGUGUCACCAGCAAAGCACCCCCACACCAUAACACCUCCUCCUCCAUGCUUUACGGUGGGAACUACACAUCCGUUCACCCACAUUGCGUCUCAUAAAGACACAGCGGUUGGAACCAAAAAUCUCCAAUUUGGACUCCAGGCCAAAGGACACAUUUUUACCGGUCUAAUGUCCAUUGCUCGUGUUUCUUGGCCCAAGCAAGUCUCUUCUUCUUAUUGGUGUCCUUUAGUAAUGGUUUCUUUCCAGCAACUCGACCAUGAAGGCCUGAUUCACACAGUCUCCUCUGAACAGUUGAUGUUGAGAUGUGUCUGUUACUUGAACUCUGUGAAGCAUUUAUUUGGGCUGCAAUUCUUGAGGCUGGUAACUCGAAUGAACUUAUCCUCUGCAACAGAGGGAACUCUGGGUCUUCCAUUCCUGUGGCAGUCCUCAUUAGAGCCAGUUUCAUCAUAGCGCUUGAUGGGUUUUGUGACUGCACAGCUUAUUUGAGCUGUUCUUGCCAUAAUAUGGACUUGGUCUUUUACCAAAUAGGGCUAUCUUCUGUAUACCCCUCCUACCUUGUCACAACACAACUGAUUGGCUCAAACGCAUUAAGAAGGAAAGAAAUUCCACAAAUGAUUUUUAAGAAGACACACCUGUUAAUUGAAAUGCAUUCUUGGUGACUACCUCAUGAAGCUGGUUGAGAGUGCAAGGCAAAGGGUGGCUACUUUGUAGAAUCUCGAAUAUAAAAUAUAUUUUCAUUUGUUUAACACUUUUCUGGUUACUACAUGAUUCCAUAUGUGCCAUUUCAUAGUUUGAUGUCUUCGCUAUUAUUCUACAAUGUUGAAAAUAGUAAAAAGAUUAAGAAAAACCCUUUAAUGAGUAGGUGUUCUAAAACGUUUGACCGAUAGUGUACAUACUUUACAUAAUUAAGAAGUCAUAUUUGUCGCAAUUUCUGAAGAUCAGUACAGUCAAGGGAAAUGGGGAUGAGGAAAGGUCAAGAUGCAGUAUACAUUUUUACAUUUUAAUAUUGUUUCAUUUUCAGUUGGUAGUAACCCUUCAUGCUUUGAGUUUGUAUUGUUCUGUGUCUCCCUCUUAGCUGGCCUCAACCAAGCAGUUCUACCCCGAGAGCCAGGCGCUCCUCAAUGUCCCCCACACCACUACCUAGAGAAAUAGGUGAGUGUUCUCCGAUUUUCUGUACCGUAUCUUAGAAGUGCAUUCCCUAACAUUCCCUGCUUUUUAAAGGUGGUCUAAUGUCAAGAUGAGUCCACGUCCCUGGCCAUCUGUUUUGUAGAUCCAGCUACAGUGGGGAUAACAAGUAUUUGAUACACUGCCGAUUUUGCAGGUUUUCCUACUUACAAAGCAUGUAGAGGUCUGUCAUUUUUAUCAUAGGUACACUUCAACUGUGAGAGACGGAAUCUAAAAUCAAAAAUCCAGAAAAUCACAUUGUAUGAUUUUUAAGUAAUUAAUUUGCAUUUUAUUGCAUGACAUAAGUAUUUGAUACAUCAGAAAUGCAGAACUUAAUAUUUGGUACAGAAACCUUUGUUUGCAAUUACAGAGAUCAUAAGUUUCCUGUAGGUCUUGACCAGGUUUGCACACACUGCAGCAGGGAUUUUGGCCCACUCCUCCAUACAGACCUUCUCCAGAUCCUUCAGGUUUCGGGGCUGUCGCUGGGCAAUACAGACUUUCAGCUCCCUCCAAAUAUUUUCUAAUGGGUUCAGGUCUGGAGACUGGCUAGGCCACUCCAGGACCUUGAAAUGCUUCUUACGGAGCCACUCCUUAGUUGCCCUGGCUGUGUGUUUCGGGUCGUUGUCAUGCUGGAAGACCCAGCCACGACCUAUCUUCAAUGCUCUUACUGAGGAAAGGAGGUUGUUGGCCAAGAUCUCGCAAUACAUGGCCCCAUCCAUCCUUCCCUCAAUACGGUGCAGUCGUCCUGUCCCCUUUGCAGAAAAGCAUCCCCAAAGAAUGAUGUUUCCACCUCCAUGCUUGACGGUUGGGAUGGUGUUCUUGGGGUUGUACUCAUCCUUCUUCUUCCUCCAAACACGGUGAGUGGAGUUUAGACCAAAAAGCUAUAUUUUUGUCUCAUCAGACCACAUGACCUUCUCCCAUUCCUCCUCUGAAUCAUCCAGAUGGUCAUUGGCAAACUUCAGACGGGCCUGGGUAUGCGCUGGCUUGAGCAGGGGGACCUUGCGUGCGCUGCAGGAUUUUAAUCCAUGACGGCGUAGUGUGUUACUAAUGGUUUUCUUUGAGACUGUGGUCCCAGCUCUCUUCAGGUCAUUGACCAGGUCCUGCCGUGUAGUUCUGGGCUGAUCCCUCACCUUCCUCAUGAUCAUUGAUGCCCCAUGAGGUGAGAUCUUGCAUGGAGCCCCAGACCGAGGGUGAUUGACCGUCAUCUUGAACUUCUUCCAUUUUCUAAUAAUUGCGCCAACAGUUGUUGCCUUCUCACCAAGCUGCUUGCCUAUUGUCCUGUAACCCAUCCCAGCCUUGUGCAGGUCUACAAUUUUAUCCCUGAUGUCCUUACACAGCUCUCUGGUCUUGGCCAUUGUGGAGAGGUUGGAGUCUGUUUGAUUGAGUGUGUGGACAGGUGUCUUUUAUACAGGUAACGAGUUCAAACAGGUGCAGUUAAUACAGGUAUUGAGUGGAGAACAGGAGGGCUUCUUAAAGAAAAACUAACAGGUCUGUGAGAGCCGGAAUUCUUACUGGUUGGUAGGUGAUCAAAUACUUAUGUCAUGCAAUAAAAUGCAAAUUAAUUACUUAAAAAUCAUACAAUGUGAUUUUCUGGAUUUUUGUUUUAGAUUCCGUCUCUCACAGUUGAAGUGUACCUAUGAUAAAAAUGACAGACCUCUACAUGCUUUGUAAGUAGGAAAACCUGCAAAAUCGGCAGUGUAUCAAAUACUUGUUCUCCCCACUGUAUAUGCCACAAUCUAAAAUAAAUGGAAAAGGUAAGCACCAUUUAAUUUUCUCAUCAUUCAGUUGAUGCAUGUAGCUGGAUUUACACAAUCAGGGCAUAAAAUUAACGUUUUGGUCCACCAGCCACUGUGGCAGGUAGAUAACAAUUUUUUUACCAGCCACUCAUAUUUUUUUACCUGCCAAAAUAUAUUUUUACAGUUAAAAUUACACCAACAAAACACAAAAAAAGCAGAUGAGCAUGCUUUGUAAUAUUUCUAAAACAAUACUUGUAUGACUAGUAAGAACUAAUUUGGUAUAUUGUUUGAAUUCGUUUUUUAUGACCUGAGUCUUUUAUCCAAAACAUCAUAGAUGAGACAAAAAAUGUUCACCUGCCCCUUUAAGGGCGGGAGGUUACCGUGGUAGCGUAACUCCAGUCCUGUUUGUGAUUGUGGGAUUGAGUUUGACUAGUAGAGGCGUUGUCUUCUCUUCCCUAGCAGGUGAAACUCAAACAUAGAAAAACAAUCUAGCUUGUGAACAAAACAAUGUAAAUAACCAAGAAACAAGGACAAAGUCUGACUUCAGUAGACUUUCGUUUCAAGUAAAUUAGACCAACUUUUAUGCCUGUGCGCAGCGCUUCUAAAAAUUAAUCUUUCACUCAGCUCUUCACAUGCGCACAGCCUCCAGCCAGGCAGUGUUGCAGCGCGAGGUGGAAUAGGCUAUAUAGGAUUCGUAGUUCUUUUGUGCUAUGAAACAAAACGGCAGAAAUACUUUGAAAACAGCUACUGCAGCAUUUAUUUUACUAUACACUACCAGUCAAAAGUUUGGACACACCUACUCAUUCAAGGGUUUUUCUUUAUUUGUACUAUUUUUUUACAUUGUAGAAUAAUAGUGAAGACAUCAAAACUAUGAAAUAACACCUAUGGAAUCAUGUAGUAACCAAAAAAGUGUUAAACAAAUCAAAAUAUAUUUUGAUUUGAGAGCCAAUUUCAUCAUAGCUCUUGAUGGUUAUUGUGACUGCACUUGAAGAAACUUUCAAAGUUCUUGAAAUGUUCCAUAUUGACUGACCUUCAUGUCUUAAAGUAAUUAGGACUGUCGUUUCUCUUUGCUUAUUUGAGCUGUUCUUGCCAUAAAAUGGACUUGGUCUUUUACCAAAGAGGGCUAUCUUCUGUAUACCUUGUCACAACACAACUGAUUGGCUCAAACGCAUUAAGAAGGAAAGAAAUUCCGCAAAUUAACUUUUAAGAAGGCACACCUGUUAAUUGAAAUUCAUUCCAGGUGACUACCUCAUGAAGCUGGUUGAGAGAAUGCCUAGAGUGUGCAAAGCUGUCAUCAAGGCAAAGGGUGGCUAUUUGAAGAAUCUCAAAUAUUAAAAUAUAUUUUGAUUUGUUUAACACUGUUUUGGUUACUACAUGAUUCCAUAUGUGUUAUUUCAUAGUUUUGAUGUCUUCACUAUUAUUCUACAAUGUAGAAAAUAGUAAAAAUAAAGAAAAACCCUGGAAUAAGUAGGUGUGUCCAAACUGGUACUGUAAAUAUGAUCAUACUUAACAAUUUUUAUUCACAACUGCGAGUGAAAUGCUCACACUGUGGAGCCCUGACCACCCACUAAUGUGGCUGGUGAAAUAGACAUCUUACCCGCCAAUGCCAAAAUCUACCCGCAGGUGUUAAUUUUAAGCCCUGUACACAAUCAAUAGCUAAACGGCCAACCCACUUCUCCUUUCAUCCCACUCCUCCUCACUGCUCCUCCCUCACCCUAAUUUAUAAUAACUUGUAGUAAAUUGUCAACCUUUGCUUUCAUUUCCUCACUAACUUCUCCUAGCUCCGCCCAAGAGUUUAAAGUCCAGCCAAUCGGGGCCUCUCAGAGAGUCUGGGACUGGUGUGAAACGGUCCUACACAGAGGAGCUGCUGGAUAUGGGGAUCAACUUUGGAGUGCCAGGGGGAGUCCAGUUUCCCUACUCCUCCACCAACCCCUUCAUCACUACAGCCUCAGGUAGGACCCACUAUAUAAACAUUUGGGUCUGGUUUCCCGGGCACAGAUUAGGCCUAGUCCUGCACUAUAAAGCAUGUUCAGUGUAGAUUCUCCAUUGAAAGUUCUUCUUAGUCCAGGAAUAGUCUUAACCAGCCUAAUAAGGUAGGAAAGUAGUACUAAGCUACAUCUGGUAUUUCCAAGUAGUAUUUUUGUAAAGCUAUGGGGAUAUCUAAACUAACAAAAUGCUGCAUAGUGCAGCAUUGAAUGUGAGCAUGCCGUAUUUGUAUGUACAGUGUGUAUUUAAAGUAUGGUAUUGGUAGCAUUAUGAUACAUAAUGAAAUGUAUUUUGAGCUUUGAUAUUUGAGCUUUGAUUAUCUGCCAUUUCAUUUUCUCAUACCACAGCGCCAAAUAACACUCCUGUUAGUUCCGAGGACAUGAACAACCUAUUCAAGAGCCUGCAGUUGGAAAAUAUUGUCAAUGUGUACCAGCUUGGCACUAAAGAAAGAGGUGAGUGGAAAACUGAAUCCCUGAAGGGUUUAAAAUGUGUAUGAAUUUAGGUUUAACCCCCCCCCCCCCCCCCCUUUUCUAAAGAAACCAAAUGAAUUAAAGUAGGACUAUUGAAUUUUGUAUUGUAAUAUUGUAUUCAGCUACACCAGAGUGUUCUAAUGAACCUACAUUCAAUAUUCCCUCUAAGGUGCGCGUGUGCAGCCGUGCAGCUUCUGCGAGUUCCGCGCAGAAAAAAUCCCCGGUCAGAUACACGAAACCCGCUCAGAUACACGAAAAUUUACUUCACUGGAGUUUGCCCAUUUUUGUUAGUUUUUUCAACAAAUCAACUUUUCCCUCUGUGGGAUUUGUGAUCGAAUCAAAAAAAAUAUCAGCAACAAGCCUAAAGCAAAUUAAACUAUCCAAUAUUUAGUCUGUAAUUUUGUUGUAGGUAGAGUGCAUCAGAGUAGAAUUCUAUUGCAUUGACAGGCACGAUUAGCCUUUGUCACCCGCGGUCGCGAGUAGAUGCGCUUUUGAGAUCAAAGCGCAGAGCCGUGUGUGCACGUUGUUUGAGAUCUUUGUUAGUUAGUGAGUUAUUAGCCAAGUUAUAGCAAAACUUUAAAAAGCGAGUUAGGUAGGCCGAAAUAGCUUUUUUUUUUAUGUCUUAAAUGGGCCGUACUGUAUUUUGAGACUUGACAAUGCUUAGCGGCAGAUGGUAGCCUACAUUUCAUUCACCUAUUUGGCCCAUGGUGUUCCAGACCUCUUUUUGUUUGUGUUUUUUGGAGAACAAUUUUAAAAGCUUAAUGUCAAGCCCUGCAUAACGUUUUUAAGUCCUACAGCUCAGCUGGUAGAGCACGGCGCUUGUAACGCCAAGGUAGUGGGUUCGAUCCCGGGACCCCAUGCACAAAAAAAAAAAUGUAUGCACGCAUGACUGUAAGUCGCUUUGGAUAAAAGCGUCUGCUAAAUGGCUUAUUAUUAUUAUAUUAUAGUACCAGUCAAAAGUUUGGACACACUUACUCAUUCAAGGGUUUUUAUUUACUUUUACUAUUUUCUACAUUGUAGAAUAAUAGUGAAGACAUCAAAACUAUGAAAUAACACAUAUGGAAUCAUGUAGGAACCAAAAAAGUGCUAAACAAAUCAAAAUAUAUAUUGUAUUUGAGAUUCUUCAAAUAGCCACCCUUUGCCUUGAUGACAGUUUUGCACACUCUUGGCAUUCUCUCAACCAGCUUCACCUGGAAAGCUUUUCCAGCAGUCUUGAAGGAGUUCCCACAUAUGCUGAGCACUUGUUGGCUGCUUUUCCUUUACUCUGCUAUCCGACUCAUCCCAAACCAUCUCAAUUGGGUUGAGGUCGUGGGAUUGUGGAGGCCAGGUCAUCUGAUGCAGCACUCCAUCACUCUCCUUCUUGGUAAAAUAGCCCUUACACAGCCCGGAGGUGUGUUGGGUCAUUGUCCUGUUGAAAAACAAAUGAUAGUCUAACUAAGCCCAAACCAAAUGGGAAGGCGUAUCGCUGCAGAAUGCUGUGGUAGCCAUGCUGGUUAAGUGUGCCUUGAAUUCUAAAUAAAUCACAGACAGUGUCACCAGCAAAGCACCCCACACCAUAACACUGCCCAUCUACUCUCGCUCCUCAGGACAGACGCAGGGCAAUGAAGACGAUAGAGGUGACGGUGACCACCCCCCGAUCCCCCCUGCAGUCACGCCCCUGGUGGACAACCAGCAUCGUAUCCUGGUGAGCCGGCUGCCAUCGGACCAGUCACCCAGCCGUGUGAAGAACAAGCUCACCCUCUACUUCCAGCGCAGGAGCAACGGUGGAGGAGAGGUGCUGGACGUGACCUACCCUUACCCCCCGACCCAUCCUGACCAGGCCCUGGUCACCUUCCGCAGUCCCAGAGGUGAGUGAAAAAGGGGCUGGGGGUAAGGGAGAGCAUAUACUGUAGAUGUGAAGGGUUAACACGCAUACACUCCCAUGGAGUUACAGCCUGAAAAUGUACAUUGUAGAGAAAAUGUAAAGUAUUCCCACGCACAUGAUUUUUCUCAUCACAUUGUCAACAUUUUACAAAACCUAGGUAUGGGAGAGUAUAUACAGUACAUCAGGGUCAUUUUCAUUAGCACCAAACGGAAGAAAAUAGACUAAUGAUAAAUUGUUUUUCUAUUGUUAUUUUUGAUCUGCUUUCAGAUGCAGAGCAGGUGCUCUUACAAGCAGACCGAAUUGUUACUGUGAAUGAGCGGCCUUGCCUUAUACAGCUCAAGAGGUUUAACUGUGCUCAGGUAAGACUGGGCUUAACCCCCAACCAAGUUUUUGUUCUUCUGUGUGUAUGUGUCUGUCUAUGUCCGUGUGUGCUCCAGGGUUUGUGUGCGUGUUGUAUAAGUGUGUGUGUUCCAUGAUUUUUUAUAAAGACUGCAAAAAGACCAACUUCCGUUUCAACAAUAGACGCUAAAGUACUACUCUACUCUCUUCAUAUCUAUGCAAUUCUCUUUCGUCAGAUUGCGGUGCCACCCGGCGUCUCCGGCGACAAGGCGGCCAUCUUCCAUAGCCUGCUUUCACUCGAGGGGCGGAGCUUCAGCCAGGCCGAUGUGGAGGAGGCGGUGCAGUCGUGCCGGGAUCUUCCCUCGGCCCUCAAGUACCUGUCCCAUGAAUGCCCCAUCUGCCGCGAGCAGGUGUCCUUCAGCAAGGUGGGUGAGAGACUGGGACCACAUUCAAAUACUGUCAACAUGGAUCCUUCCUUACCUUCCUUCUUUGAAGUAGUCACUGGUCCACUACUGUUGGGCAGGUUAAAGCAGGGUUGCCCUAGUCUCCUGCAGGCUUUAUUUGAAUAUGGCAGCUCACGAUUGCACAGCUGUUUACUUGAUAUCUACCCACUCAUGCACAUUCUUUAAAAGGCAAGUUUGCAAGACAUUCCGCCAUUGUUUGUGUGGGAUCAACAAGGUUUUAGCACACUGUGAGGUUUAGAAGGGUAAAAUGUCUCUAUCGUGCUCCACCUCCCCCUCUCGAUCUUUCUCUCUCUCUCUCUCCCUCCCUUCCUCACUCCGUGUCCCUCCACAGAUCAUCUCUAUGACCCACUGCCCAUGUGCCUUCUGCGAGAGCUGCUUCAAGGCCUACUUCUCCCAGGCCAUCAAGGAGAAGAGCAUCGUCCAUGUGGUGUGUCCCCUGUGUGGCCAGCCCGACGUGCGUCAGAGCCAGGGAGGCGUGGAGGAGGCCUUGGACUACUUCAGCCUUCUGGACACACAGGUCAGGCGCAAGGAGCUUCCUGGUGGUAGUAGACAUUGUUUCGAUGUAGUGUUCAGACCCUACCGCUGUAUAGACAGGGCGGACUGCUCUAUCUAGCUCCGUUUCAAUUGAAAUGUUUGGUUAGAAAGUCCAUUAACAUUCAGUUUCGUUAGUGGAUGGGGAUGUCAUUUAGAGCAACGUUAAACUGGCUCCAAAUAGCUAGCUGCCAUCUCCUAUGUCUACUGCAAAUCUUCUGUAAAAUAAGGACCUUGUAGCAGUCGUAAGGAGGCAGGCAGGUAGAGGUGCAAAUGGGUGUUGGUUUUAUUUACACCGCGCUGGUGAUGACAUGAUACAUUGACAAGUUGAUAUAGACUGCUCAAAAAAAUAAAGGGAACACUUAAACAACACAAUGUAACUCCAAGUCAAUCACACUUCUGUGAAAUCAAACUGUCCACUUAGGAAGCAACACUGAUUGACAAUAAAUGUCACAUGCUGUUGUGCAAAUGGAAUAGACAACAGGUGGAAAUUAUAGGCAAUUAGCAAGACACCCCCAAUAAAUGACUGGUUUUGCAGGUGGUGACCACAGACCACUUCUCAGUUCCUAUGCUUCCUGGCUGAUGUUUUGGUCACUUUUGAAUGCUGGCGGUGCUUUCACUCUAGUGGUAGCAUGAGACGGAGUCUACAACCCACACAAGUGGCUCAGGUAGUGCAGCUCAUCCAGGAUGGCACAUCAAUGCGAGCUGUGGCAAGAAGGUUUGCUGUGUCUGUCAGCGUAGUGUCCAGAGCAUGGAGGCGCUACCAGGAGACAGGCCAGUACAUCAGGAAACGUGGAGGAGGCCGUAGGAAGGCAACAACCCAGCAGCAGGACUGCUACCUCCGCCUUUGUGCAAGGAGGAGUAGGAGGAGCACUGCCAGAGCCCUGCAAAAUGACCUCCAGCAGGCCACAAAUGUGCAUGUGUCUGCUCAAACGGUCAGAAACAGACUCCAUGAGGGUGGUAUGAGGGCCCGACGUCCACAGAUUGGGGGUUGUGCUUACAGCCCAACACCGUGCAGGACGUUUGGCAUUUGCCAGAGAACACCAAGAUUGGCAAAUUCGCCACUGGCGACCUGUACUCUUCACAGAUGAAAGCAGGUUCACACUGAGCACGUGACAGACGUGACAGAGUCUGGAGACGCCGUGGAGAACGUUCUGCUGCCUGCAACAUCCUCCAGCAUGACCGGUUUGGCGGUGGGUCAGUCAUGGUGUGGGGUGGCAUUUCUUUGGGGGGCUGCACAGCCCACCAUGUGCUCGCCAGAGGUAGCCUGACUGCCAUUAGGUACCGAGAUGAGAUCCUCAGACCCCUUGUGAGACCAUAUGCUGGUGCGGUUGGCCCUGGGUUCCUCCUAAUGCAAGACAAUGCUAGACCUCAUGUGGCUGGAGUGUGUCAGCAGUUCCUGCAAGAGGAAGGCAUUGAUGCUAUGGACUGGCCCGCCCGUUCCCCAGACCUGAAUCCAAUUGAGCACAUCUGGGACAUCAUGUCUCGCUCCAUCCACCAACGCCACGUUGCACCACAGACUGUCCAGGACUUGGCGGAUGCUUUAGUCCAGGUCUGGGAGGAGAUCCCUCAGGAGAACAUCCGCCACCUCAUCAGGAGCAUGCCCAGGCGUUGUUGGGAGGUCAUACAGGCACGUGGAGGCCACACACACUACUGAGCCUCAUUUUGACUUGUUUUAAGGACAUUACAUCAAAGUUGGAUCAGCCUGUAGUGUGGUUUUCCACUUUAAUUUUGAGGGUGACUCCAAAUCCAGACCUCCAUGGGUUGAUACAUUUGAUUUCCAUUGAUAAUUUUUGUGUGAUUUUGUUGUCAGCACAUUCAACUAUGUAAAGAAAAAAGUAUUUAAUAAGAUUAUUUCAUUCAUUCAGAUCUAGGAUGUGUUAUUUUAGUGUUCCCUUAAUUUUUUUGAGCAGUGUAUUUACAAUCUUCUGACUUCUAAAUGUCAGUAUUCAAAAAGAAAAAGCCUCCUAUCAUGCGAAACCUGUCUUAACUAGAAAAGCACAGGUGGGGUCUACUAGGCUCAGAUGCAGCCUCCCCAUUGACUAACUGAAAUCAAACUGAACGAGAACAUAACCCAAACAGGCACCUAAAUAAGCCAUACCUAUCCUGGUGCGCAGACCAGAUACUUCUGUUCACACAACAUUACACAAGACAGAGAAACUAGACAAACAAGAAAAUGAAGAAAUUGACAGAACUGGUUAAUGCAAUGAAAUAACACCAAGCUUCUUCCUCAUUGGUGUAGGAUAGUUUGUGAGCUCUCCAAACAAAAGUCCACUUUGAGAAAUGAGAACGGUAUGAAUGUAAUAAUAUAUUUUUAAUGACUGAACAGAAAUUACUGUAACCAAGCAUUCUAGUUUACUGGGACAUGGCAAUGAUUGACGGUAGCCUACAUUUACUACUGGUGCUAGAUUUGAUAUAUAGUGGGGAAUUGAUAAACAUUUACCAAAGGGCAAACAAUCCACACAAUGAAACAAUGCGUGCGCACAGAUUUGCAGGAGUCAGUGAGCGCAUUCGUGGAGAGAGACGCACCAGUCUCAGGUCCGGUUUCUCGGACCCUGAUAAACCUGGACUAAAAAGCACAUUCAAGGGAGUUUCUCCAUAGAGCAGGGGUCUGAUGUUUAAUCAUCAGGUGAACUAUAAUGUCAAGGAGAAGUAAAUCAACAUUUUUUAAAUUAAUAGAUUUGGUAGAUAGUGUUUCACUAUUUUGACCGCCCCACAUUAUAAUUGGAAGAGGAAGUGUAAACUCUAACAGCCUAUUAGCUAGAAAGGUAAUUCCAAACAAAUUUUCGCUAAGAGCAGCUGUUUCGCUGGUUAAACAAAGGUUAGCCAUUUGUUGGCGAAAAUGUAUGUCCAAUUCAAGAAAGCUUACCAGCAGCACUUGUUGCACUGCUAGCAUAUUCACGGCUGCUUUUACAAAGCCUAUGUCAUAUACUCCAGUGAGUGUAAUUGUCUCCAAUGAGUGUAAUUUGCUCAAUAUUAGGAGUUGAGAAAUAAAGUUCCUUAACCCCUUCUAUAAAGCACAAGUGGGGUCUACUAGGCUCAGAUGCAGCCUCCCCAUUGACUAACUGAAAUCAAACUGAACGAGAACAUAACCCAAACAGGCACCUAAAUAAGCCACACCUAUCCUGGUGCGCAGACCAGAUACAGUGGGGGGAAAAAAGUAUUUAGUCAGCCACCAAUUGUGCAAGUUCUCCCACUUAAAAAGAUGAGAGAGGCCUGUAAUUUUCAUCAUAGGUACAAGUCAACUAUGACAGACAAAUGAGAAAAGAAAAUCACAUUGUAGGAUUUUUAAUGAAUUUAUUUGCAAAUUAUGGUGGAAAAUAAGUAUUUGUUCAAUAACAAAGUUUCUCAAUACUUUGUUAUAUACCCUUUGUUGGCAAUGACACAGGUCAAACGUUUUCUGUAAGUCUUCACAAGGUUUUCACACACUGUUGCUGGUAUUUUGGCCCAUUCCUCCAUGCAGAUCUCCUCUAGAGCAGUGACGUUUUGGGGCUGUCGCUGGGCAACACGGACUUUCAACUCCCUCCAAAGAUUUUCUAUGGGGUUGAGAUCUGGAGACUGGCUAAGCCACUCCAGGACCUUGAAAUGCUUCUUACGAAGGCACUCCUUCGUUGCCCGGGCGGUGUGUUUGGGAUCAUUGUCAUGCUGAAAGACCCAGCCACGUUUCAUCUUCAAUGCCCUUGCUGAUGGAAGGAGGUUUUCACUCUAAAUCUCACGAUACAUGGCCCCAUUCAUUCUUUCCUUUACACGGAUCAGUCGUCCUGGUCCCUUUGCAGAAAAACAGCCCCAAAGCAUGAUGUUUCCACCCCCAUGCUUCACAGUAGGUAUGGUGUUCUUUGGAUGCAACUCAGCAUUCUUUGUCCUCCAAACACGACGAGUUGAGUUUUUACCAAAAAGUUCUAUUUUGGUUUCAUCUGACCAUAUGACAUUCUCCCAAUCCUCUUCUGGAUCAUCCAAAUGCACUCUAGCAAACUUCAGACGGGCCUGGACAUGUACUGGCUUAAGCAGGGGGACACGUCUGGCACUGCAGGAUUUUAGUUUGUUACUUUGGUCCCAGCUCUCUGCAGGUCAUUCACUAGAUCCCCCUGUGUGGUUCUGGGAUUUUUGCUCACCGUUCUUGUGAUCAUUUUGACCCCACGGGGUGAGAUCUUGCGUGGAGCCCCAGAUCGAGGGAGAUUAUCAGUGGUCUUGUAUGUCUUCCAUUUCCUAAUAAUUGCUCCCACAGUUGAUUUCUUCAAACCAAGCUGCUUACCUAUUGCAGAUUCAGUCUUCCCAGCCUGGUGCAGGUCUACAAUUUUGUUUCUGGUGUCCUUUGACAGCUCUUUGGUCUUGGCCAUAGUGGAGUUUGGAGUGUGACUGUUUGAGGUUGUGGACAGGUGUCUUUUAUACUGAUAACAAGUUCAAACAGGUGCCAUUAAUACAGGUAACGAGUGGAGGACAGAGGAGCCUCUUAAAGAAGAAGUUACAGGUCUGUGAGAGCCAGAAAUCUUGCUUGUUUGUAGGUGACCAAAUACUUAUUUUCCACCAUAAUUUGCAAAUAAAUUCAUUAAAAAUCCUACAAUGUGAUUUUCAUGAUUUUUUUUUUUCAAUUUGUCUGUCAUAGUUGACGUGUACCUAUGAUGCAAAUUACAGACCUCUCUCAUCUUUUUAAGUGGGAGAACUUGCACAAUUGGUGGCUGACUAAAUACUUUUUUUCCCCACUGUACUUCUGUUCACACAACAUUACACAAGACAGAGAAACUAGACAAACAAGAAAAUGAAGAAAUUGACAGAACUGGUUAAUGCAAUGAAAUAACACCAAGCUUCUUCCUCAUUGGUGUAGCAUAGUUUGUGAGCUCUCCAAACAAAAGUCCACUUUGAGAAAUGAGAACGGUAUGAAUGUAAUAAUAUAUGUUUAAUGACUGAACAGAAAUUACUGUAACCAAGCAUUCUAGUUUACUGGGACAUGGCAAUGAUUGACGGUAGCCUACAUUUACUACUGGUGCUAGAUUUGAUAUAUAGUGGGGAAUUGAUAAACAUUUAACAAAGGGCAAACAAUCCACACAAUGAAACAAUGCGUGCGCACAGAUUUGCAGGAGUCAGAGAGCGCAUUCGUGGAGAGAGACGCACCAGUCUCGGGUCCGGUUUCUCGGACCCUGAUAAACCUGGACUAAAAAGCACAUUCAAGGGAGUUUCUCCAUAGAGCAGGGGUCUGAUGUUUAAUCAUCAGGUGAACUAUAAUGUCAAGGAGAAGUAAAUCAAAAUUUUUUAAAUUAAUAGAUUUGGUAGAUAGUGUUUCACUAUUUUGACCUCCCCACAUUAUAAUUGGAAGAGGAAGUGUAAACUCUAACAGCCUAUUAGCUAGAAAGGUAAUUCCAAACAAAUUUUCGCUAAGAGCAGCUCCCCCAUGCGUUUACAAAGCCUAUGUCAUAUACUCCAGUGAGUGUAAUUGUCUCCAAUGAGUGUAAUUUGCUCAAUAUUAGGAGUUGAGAAAUAAAGUUGACAUCAUUAGAAAGAAGAUAUUAUCCUCUUUUCUACUGUAGGUAUAGCAAUAUUCAUAAAACCUUUUGAAAUACAAAUAUUUUUUUCCCCCUAGGAGGCCACAGAGCCCCAGUUGAAUAUCCCUGCCAUAGAGCAUAAAUCCCUUUUAGUCCAGGAGUUGGCUUAACCUGGAAACUGGUGCUGAAAGGCUAGAGGAAUUUACAGUUUUUCAACGUCCCUCCUGUCUACAUUGUUGUCUCUUGCCAGAUCAGGCACUACCUAGAUCCUCAGAUUCACGAGUUGUUCCAGAGGAAGCUGAGAGACCGAGCCUUGCAGGAGAUGCCCAACUUCCGCUGGUGUGCCCACGUAAGACAACAUCUCGCUCAUCUUUCUGGUUCUCCUGCUUGUCUCUUCGGCUCUCUCUUUUUCUUUGUCUCCACCUCAUUCUCCUCCUUGUCUCUCUCUUUCCCCCUCGUUCCCUCCCUUUCCCUCCCUUUCAAUUCAAAACCCUGCGAUCUAAGCUUCAAUACCCCACUAGAUAAGACAUGUGUGUUAUGUUGCUCCUUCAGACAGUGGCCUGAUCAUCCAGGUGCUUAUCAAUGUCAGUUUGUGUGCAAUGUUCUAGUGCUCCUUUGGCCUUCUACAUGAGGCUGACCAGCUGAGGAUGGACUGUCCUAGUUGUAGGAAGAGCACCUGCUCCCAAUGCAAGAAUGCAGUAAGUAAUGUAUUCAUGUACACUCACUCACAUAGUAGUGAAACCCAGACUCAAGCUACAUUCAAAUUGUUGGAAAGCCUUGUAUCUACCUUUUUAACAACUUUUCGGUACACCAGUGGGCUCCACAACACCAGGGUCUUUCCUGUGAGAAGUUCAGAGAGUGGCAACUCCACAAUAACCCGGAGUACCAGACCGCAAGACUGGAGAAUCUCCUCAGCAGGAAUAAAAUAGGUACACACAUACUACUCCUACUUUCAGUAUUUUGUUUAUUUGAACCCUCGGUUUAUGAUGCACACAGUUGUAUAGGUCUGCUAGCUGUUAGCCUAUCUGAAUAACAUUUUGUGUCAUGACUGUGUAAUUGAGUUGUCAAUAUUAAAGCCAUCUUUUUGUGUUAUGAUUAUAACAGCGUUAUGUAGUAUUUUUUAUGUUUAGUUCAGAUUAAACAUCUUAUGUCCCCAAAUCUUUAUUGGAUGACACACAUGCAAUAUUUUUGAAUUUCUGUCUUGGUGAGAAAGACAUUUCACUGUAAGCCAUAUUUAACUGCAUAUAUUAUUUGUCUCGUUUCAGAAUGUCCAAAAUGCAAGUUUGUGUUCUACCUCUCAAAGGGAGGGUGUCUCCAUUUCAAAUGCACCCAAUGCCAGCACGAGUUCUGUGGCGGCUGUAACAGGCCCUUCAAAUUAGGCGCGGUAAGUCUCCUAGUUGAAUCUGAGCUAAUGCUUUAGCAUACAUUUUAAAGGAGAAUUUCAGUCAAAAGUAGAUUUUUUAAAGUUGUAUUAUUUUAAUAUUUUAUCUUAUAUGUCUAUCAUUUGUCUUAACCCAGAUACACUAGUCAAAAUCAGUAGUAGAGCGCUAGGAAAUGCAAUCCUAUAACAUGCUUAAAGCCACGCUCUGUAAGAUACAUAUUCAUACCAAUUUUUUUAAUUUAUUUAAACAGUCUGGAUGAAACAACAAUACUAGGUAAAAUAAGGUAAAACUUCAAAAAAAUUUACUUUCCCUCUAAUAAAUGAGAUCUUCAGGGGUGUGACUUCUCGGCUGAGUGCGGGUCCAAGGGGUUACAUGCCCACCACCCCAGGGACUGCCUGUACUACCUGAGGGACUGGAACGUGCCCAGACUACACAAGCUACUUCAGGUAAAUUCUACACAACCUAUAUUUACCCAUCAUGCUAUGUACCAUAAUAAUCUCUGACGAAAGAUAGAGAAAACUGAGCAUUAACCUUUGUGCUGAAAGAGAAUUGCAAUUUUUCAUGUAUCCGAACUAAACAUUCAAUACACCCUUUUCCAGCUUUACAGAGUGUCCCUCGCUGGCAUGGUGAAAUCCAAAGAGGGCUCUACAGGGACAAACACACAAGGUAAAGCACAAGCCAAAAGAGGUUGUACUUUACCAAUCAUUAUGUUAGAAUCUACCGGUAAUAGUUAACAGCAGCAGCCACAUUUAACUGUGAAUACUACAUAAUAAAUAUAAAAUGUUACAAACAAAUGACGUGAAACAAGCUUCAAUCAGAAGCAGACAGAAGCAUUUGUUUUUGAAACACUUCUAUUCCCAUGUGUCAGGUGUGUGUGCAGUCCUGGAGCACAGAGAGAUGGGUAGAGACGGGCCUUGUGGUCGACCCACUCUUCCAGAGUACAGCGGCUACUGCGCGUAAGACACCCAAGUUUCUUCCUUCUAGGAACUUUUUACUGGCCACUGUGCUUCUGCUUCUACUUACUCUGCAGGGUCUAGGCUUGGUUUACUGUAAAGCACUUUGUGACAACUGCUGAUGUAAAAAGGGUUUUUAUAAAUACAUUUGAUUCAAUUCGAUUCCCUAGCUUACACUAUAAAGAGUGUCUAGUGGAGCUGAUCAACCGGAGUCACGCGGAUCCAGCCGUUCUGUUCGAUGUGGCCGAGAUGUUGGCCGAGUUACAGAGGUGGCACAUUCCUGUUCCACAGAAGAACCCUCAGGAACCUGAGGCACUCUAUGUACAGCACCUUAGACAGGUGAGCCACAGGGGGAGACUGCCCACAAGAGGCUUUUUACACUGUUUGAUGCUGGCCAGGACCUGAGAUGGUUUUGGUAACACUGAUUUAGUCAGUUCCCAAGUGUUCAUUUGCGUCCAUAGCUCGCUGGUCCCUGGGACAUUCUGUAUUAUUUAAAGAGCCUUUUUUUCAUUUAACACUAGCACAACUGAUGCAACUCAUGAAGGGCUUACUGAUCAUUAGGCUAGUAGUCUAUAAUCAGGUGUGCUUGUUCUGGAUUUUAACAAAUAAGUGGAGUAGUUGGGACUGGGUUGAUUCCAGUACUGGUCUGGAAAACACUGCCAUAAUGCUAUGUAUGUGUCCCCUCUCCCGGUCCCAGACCCUGACUAGGAUGGUUGGCCUGAGGGACAACAAGCUGCCCCCUGUGAAGGUGAAAGAUGACCUUUGCCCCCUACCCUCGUCGAGCCCUGCGGGACCACGCUGGUCUUCUGCUCAGAGCAACACACCAAGGCUCUUCCCUGAUGACUCCCAAUUGCUGCUCUUGCUCAACGACUAA
Messenger RNA from Coregonus sp. 'balchen', 19967 nucleotides. NCBI's taxonomy places the organism in Eukaryota, Metazoa, Chordata, Actinopteri, Salmoniformes, Salmonidae. The record is from the annotation of a GenBank genome assembly.